Acomys russatus (golden spiny mouse) is the source of this 1423-nucleotide messenger RNA. RefSeq names its product serpin family A member 4 (gene Serpina4). Gene Ontology annotation, molecular function: serine-type endopeptidase inhibitor activity. The transcript is spliced from 4 exons. Gene Ontology annotation, biological process: negative regulation of endopeptidase activity. The record is from RefSeq and is a predicted model, not a curated record. NCBI's taxonomy places the organism in Eukaryota, Metazoa, Chordata, Mammalia, Rodentia, Muridae. Bases 84 to 1355 code for a protein of 423 amino acids.
UAAGCAGGGCUCCUAUUUGCUGCUGGAAUGUCCUUGGGUUGCGGGUGGGGUGUCAUUUUCUCCACAGAUCUGAGAGACCCAGCAUGCCUCACACUCACUGGCUGCUCCUUCUUCUGGCUGGACUCUUGGUGCUUUCUCCCAGCCAGCCAGCCCAGGAGCCGGACAACCCAUCCAAUGGAACCUCUAGAGAGCUCUCACAGUGGAACAUUUCAGGCUAUGAGAUCGCCCCCAGCAAUGCCGACUUUGCCUUCCGCCUCUACCACCUGAUAGCUUCCCCAAACUCUGGGCAGAAUGUUUUUUUCUCCCCCCUCAGCAUCUCCACCGCCUUGGCCAUGCUGUCGAUGGGGGCUGGUGGGGACACACAGACUCAAAUCCUUGAAGGCCUGUGCUUCAACCUCACAACGCUGUCAUUGCCCCAAAUCCACGAGGGUUUCAGGUUUGUGCAGCACAUGAUAGGUCGCCCAGCCACUGAUCUGCGCGUCCAUGUCGGCAAUGCGCUGAUCCUGAGCCAAGACCUGCAGCUCCUCCCCGAGUUCGUCAAUGCCACCGAGGCCUCCUACAACAGCAAAGUCUUACGCACUAACUUUGGAGACACGGAGGCUACGAUCCAACUCAUCAACAACUACGUCAAGGAGAAAACUCACGGGAAGAUCCGGGAUUUGGUCAGAGCCCUGAGCCCUGACAUAAGGAUGGUGUUGGUGAAUUAUAUCUUCUUCCAAGGUCUAUGGAAGAAACCCUUUCCUUCCGCUGCAACCUUUGACCAGGACUUCUACGUAGAUGACAGCACAGUUGUGAAGCUGCCCAUGAUGCUGCAAACCCAGCAGGAACACUGGUUCCUUGAAGACAAGCAUGUGCCCUGUGUGGUGCUGAGAAUGGAUUACAAAAGCAAUGAUGCUGUGGCAUUUUUCAUCCUUCCUCACCGGGGCAAGAUGCAGGAGGUGGAGCAGGUGCUGUCCCCAGACAUGCUAAUAAGGUGGAACCGGUUGCUUCAGAAUAGGUACUUUUACAGAAAGGUCAAGUUGCAGUUCCCCAAGUUCUCCAUUUCAAAUUCCUAUGCAUUGGAUGAGAUUUUGCCCGACCUGGGCUUCCAGGACCUGUUCACUCCGCGUGCUGAUUUCUCGCAUAUCAACAAAGAGGAGAAAUUGCAAUUAUCUAAAGUUUUCCACAAGGCUACCCUGGAUGUGAAUGAAGUUGGCAUGGAGGCUGCAGCAUCCACUGUUGUCCUUACCACCUUUUUUUCUGCCCAACGCAAGACACCUGUCCUUACAUUCAACCGGCCCUUCCUUGUGGUGAUAUAUUCCAGCAACACGCAGAGUAUCCUCUUCAUGGGGAAGGUGGUCAACCCCAAAGCAUAGCUGCCCAGCACUAGCUGGUCUGCUGCAGCAGGAGGAUGUGGCUGAGGCAGCCUGCAUACGAGAGGCUC